Molecule: messenger RNA, 1658 nt
Organism: Setaria italica (foxtail millet)
Lineage: Eukaryota; Viridiplantae; Streptophyta; Magnoliopsida; Poales; Poaceae
Product: Holliday junction resolvase MOC1, chloroplastic
Exons: 4
Coding region: 113-1519 (468 amino acids)
Source: RefSeq, a predicted model, not a curated record
GCACCAUCCAUAUCCCCAAUCACUCCUAAGGAUCACAGCCUACUUAACCUUCCUAAAACCUUACAACAUCAAGCACAUAGUUUUCACCAACAACCUGCAACUGUGAAUCGACAUGGAUAGGUCCAAGAAACCAAUACCAAACUUAUCAUCACAGAGGCGAUUCGAGCUACUGGACUUGAAAAAGUCAUCAUCCUCGUUGAACAUGUCGACGUCCUCUCUGAGGAGCGUCGGCGAGGAGACGAGAAAAGGCGGCGCGGCAGUCCAAGCGAGCAGGAGGGCAACCGCGGUGAGGUUUGCCCCUCCUCCGCCGUCAUCGGCGGCGAUGUCGGCAAAGGCAAACUCGGGUUCUGUGUCCCACUCCCAGCAGGCAAUGGCAAGGCCUGCGACUGCAAGUGGAGCACGCCCGGGCUCUGCCGCAGGGCCGAGGUGCAGGACAUCAGCGGGGAGGUUGCGAGAGCCGGGGCCCAAGGCGAUGAGGAGGAACUGGGGGUGGACAGGUGGCGUGGAUGCGAAGGAGAAGGGGAGCAGUAAUCCUGUCGCGGCGAAGACACACUCAAGGAGCAGCUCGGCUCCAAGAAGAUUGCCACCAUCCGAGGAGAAAGAGAAACCACAGCCAAAGAGAGGCAGUAAGAUCAUGACCACCUCUAGGAAGGAGACAAACCCAGCCACACCUCCGAAAACAGAGAUGGAGGGAAGCAGAAGCCCUCCUGACAUUGCAAGGAGGAACACGAAGGCUCCCAACUGUGUGUCACUGAAGAACAUGGACAUGGUUUCCCCACCCCCAAGAACAUCGGUGACGACGAUCGGCGCUUCCUGGGAUUCACUUCCAUCAGACGUCCAGAGCUUGGGGCAGGAAGUCAUGGAGUACAGGGGUGAUGCGGAGGUAGCUGCUGUUGAGGCUUUGAAGGAAGCUUCUGCUGCAGAGAUUCUGCUGCGGUGUCUGAGUGCCUUUGCAGAGCUGGCGUCCGCCGCGGCAAAGCACUCGCCGCAGGAGACCGUCGACGAGUUCCUCGCGCUCCACACGGCGCUCACAGGCUCCAACGCCGCCGUCCCCGGGGACGACAAGCAAAGCCUCCACGCAGGGGAUUGGCUGCGCGCCGCGGUCUCCACGGACCUCGCCGCCUUCUCCCUCUAUUCACCGAUGAGAAAUUCCAGCCAGGCAGUAGGAUCGCCGCCGGCCGCCUCCCGGUCACCGCCGUCAACAAGGCGGCCGAAUGCGGCCGGAGAAGCCAGCGCGGAGGAGGAGAUCACGUGGCUGGAGGCGGCGAGGAGGCGGCUCGGGGAGGAGAUGCGCGCGUGGUUCCUCGGCCACGUGGAGCGGCUGCUCGACGGCGACGUGGCGGGGACGCUGGGGCAGCUCAAGAGGGUGAACGACUGGCUGGACGCCGUCGGGCCGGGGCCGGAGUCGGAGGCCGUCGAGCGGGUGAGGAAGAAGAUCUACGGGUACCUGCUGGACCACGUCGAGUCGGCGGUGGUCGCGUUGAACGGCGGCGUUGCACCUGGUGGCCGGAGAAAAUAAUUCUGCUAUUCCAGUGUACCAUGGGUGCGCUCAUGCUAUUCUAGCACACCUGUGAUUGAUCUAAUAGUAAUUGGACUAAUGCCAUCGACUCAUACCAACACCAGUUAAUAAAUCGGGAUGACAUAUACCUUUGGAGAUA